CAGGAAAUAGGCAGGUUGCAAAGCUAAAACUUGAUAUAUAUUUUGACACAAUAUCCCCAUACAGUUGGCCGGCCUUUGAAGUGAUUAGCAGAUACAAGAGUAGAUGGAAUCUAGACAUUACAUGGAAACCGGUUUUUAUGGGAGGACUGACUGUAGCAGCAGGAAACAGUUACAUCGAAAGCAUGACGGGGUGUCCUAAUAAAGCAAGUUAUACCUUCAAGGAUCUAGAGACAAGAACUGGAAGGUAUUUUGAGAUUCCGCUGAAGAUGAAAAGUGAUCCUAUUUCUCAUAUUGGAAUUAUUGGUUCUCUGUCUCAGCAACGGUUUGUAACAGCAGUACAACAGGAAUACCCUGAAUUAUUAGAGAAUAUCUGCCGUGAGAUAUGGACCAGGUCCUGGGGUCCAGAGGACCUGUCCUCACAUACACAGGAGGACCUCAACAUCAUCGCUACCAGGGCAGGACUCAGUGCUGAUCAGAUAAAAACCUGUUUUGAGAAGCAAAAAAGUCCGGUCGUAAAGCAAACUUUAAAGGAUAUAACCGAGGAAGCUGUGGAAAGAGGGGCUUUUGGGUCUCCCACUUUGUUCUUUAUGCAAGGAGACAAAGAGGAGAUGUUCUGGGGAUCGGACAGGUUUGAUAUGAUCGCCUCGAUCUAUGGAUUGGAAUGGGCCGGACCAAACCCAGCUAAGCUGUAAGAUUGGAUGGAAGCCGGGAACAUUGAACAUCUUAGACAUACUCAUUAUUGGAAUUGAGCCAACCGCAGAUUUCAUUUUUUGAUUGUGCACUGGUGAAGUCAUAGAAAAAAACAAAUGAAAAAACUUUUUUACUUUUUAAGAUUAUGAAGAGUUUAUUUGUUUACUUUUUAAGAUUAUGUAGAGUUUAUUUGUUUACUUUUUAAGAUUAUGUAGAGUAUAUUUUUCAGAAAGAAUGAUCCCGUACAAGAUACCUCAUAGUUAUCGGUGUGUGCAAAGAGUGUAAAGCGAUAUUUAAAUAUUCCUUGUACAGCUUCUUCUAGAUGUAGAUUAUAUGCAG
Molecule: messenger RNA, 1029 nt
Organism: Eurytemora carolleeae
Lineage: Eukaryota; Metazoa; Arthropoda; Copepoda; Calanoida; Temoridae
Product: glutathione S-transferase kappa 1
Biological process (GO): glutathione metabolic process
Cellular component (GO): mitochondrion; peroxisome
Molecular function (GO): glutathione transferase activity; glutathione peroxidase activity
Source: RefSeq, a predicted model, not a curated record